Triplophysa dalaica is the source of this 1560-nucleotide messenger RNA. It is a transcript of the gene kcnv2b, whose product is annotated as potassium channel, subfamily V, member 2b. The transcript is spliced from 2 exons. Bases 1 to 1560 code for a protein of 519 amino acids. The record is from RefSeq and is a predicted model, not a curated record. Lineage: Eukaryota; Metazoa; Chordata; Actinopteri; Cypriniformes; Nemacheilidae. Gene Ontology annotation, biological process: potassium ion transmembrane transport; protein homooligomerization. Gene Ontology annotation, molecular function: protein binding; voltage-gated potassium channel activity. Gene Ontology annotation, cellular component: membrane; voltage-gated potassium channel complex.
AUGUUCAGACAACAGACAACCAGGAGACAGAGUCUCUUUCCCAACUGUAAACUAGCAUCCUCAGAGUCGACAGAUGACGUCCUUCCAUUUGCCAAAGAGUGCUCGCUGAAACAGUGGAGUUCCUUAAGUGAACUACAGAACGACAUUUACGAAUUUUUUUCAGACGACGACGGCGAGGAGGUGGUGAAACAUUGCGAGCCAUCGUUGUGGUUCGUGUCGCUCAACAGGAACCACGCGCUCAACCUGAACGUUGGAGGAAAGUCCUUCCGCAUCACCUACGAAAUGGCAGCCAGGUACCCGCAGACUCGAAUCGGCCUUCUGGCCACCUCCACGGACCUCAGCUCGAAGCUGGACCUCUGCGACGACUACGUGUUGAAGGACAACGAGUUCUUCUUCGACCGAGAUCCGGACGUGUUCAACAGCAUCUUCAACUUCUACCGGACGGGGCUGCUGCGGAUCAAAGACGAGCUCUGUCCCCGCCACUUCCUGGAGGAGAUUAAUUACUGGGGCGUGCGGUUGAAAUACACGCAGCGCUGCUGCCGGAUCCUGCUGGAGGAGAAACACGACGAGCUACGGGAGACGCUGAAAGUUCAGGAGGAGCUGGAGGCGGAGGUGAAAAUCGAGGAAAACGAGGAGGCCUCCCGGGGAAUGUUCUCCGGGAAGAGACGAUGGGCGCUGUGGAACCUGAUGGAGAACCCUUUCUCCUCCGUGCCGGCUAAACUCAUGGCGGUGGCGUCGAGUUUGUUCGUGAUGGUGUCGCUGGUCACCAUGACUCUGAGCACGGUGGACGAGAUGGAGAACAUAUUGUCCAUUAACCGAUUCAGCGGAAAGACGUACGGGGAGUUAAUUGAAACGUUGUGUAUAACUUUCUUCACCGUGGAGUAUCUGCUGCGUCUGGUGUCCACGCCUGACCUCAGACGCUUUGGUAAGAGCACGCUCAACGCCGUGGACCUCAUAGCCAUCCUGCCGCAGUUUCUGCAAAUUGUCAUCGAGAGCUGUGAGACAGGCGGUUCUGCUAAACAUAACCCCGACAUGGAGACGGUGGGACAGGUGAGCAAAGUGGGACAAGUGCUGCGUGUCAUGCGGCUCAUGCGCAUUUUCCGAAUUCUGAAACUGGCGCGUCACUCCACAGGCAUGAGAGCGUUCGGCUUUACGUUGAGGCGGUGUUAUCAACAGGUGGGAUGUCUCUUUCUCUUCAUCGCCAUGGGAAUCAUUACGUUCUCCGCUGUGGUUUACAGCAUGGAGCAUGACGUCCCUCACACCAAGUUCACUAGCAUUCCUGCAUCCUGGUGGUGGGCAUCUGUCAGCAUCUCUACUGUAGGCUACGGUGACAUGUACCCCGAAACGCUUCUGGGACGAAUAUUUGCCUUCGGCUGCAUUUCCUUCGGGAUCAUUUUGAACGGGCUUCCCAUCUCGAUCCUCUUCAAUAAAUUCUCGGAUUACUACGCCAAACUGAAAUCUCACGAGUACACGUUUAACAUGAAGAAUCGAGGGAAGGUUAACUUCUUUCAGAGAGCAAAGGAGAAAUUCAACUGUGGCGGCAUUGAAGAGGUUUCAUAG